AUGUCAACCGCAUUCGUACUUACAGGCCUUCAGGAUGCCAAAGUAUCGAGGCCCGUCUUCAUGGGAGUCCUAUGGACCUUCACCGCAUCCUCGACGAUCUUCGUCGUCGCUCGCAUCGUCAUCCGCCUGAAGACCUUCCGACGGCUCUUCGUCGACGACUUCUUCGUGCUCCUGGCCUGGAUACUUUCUGUUAUCACCGGUAUCGUCUGGCGGAUCGAAUCCCCGGUGCUCUACGAGAUGUAUGCGCUCAGCGCCGGCAAAACGCCCUUGACGCCGGGCGUCGUCCCACGAUUGAAUGCGCUGAUGCGAUUCGAAGCCCCGUUCAUGGUCCUCUUCUACACCACGCUCUGGUGUGUCAAGUUCUCUUUCCUGACUUUCUUCUACAAGCUGGGAUCCAAAAUCCAGACCCAUCGCAGAUGGUGGUGGGUGGUCUCCGUCAUCACCCUGGCGGUCUGGGUGAUUUCAGUCGGAGACAUUGACUACCAAUGUAGCCUGGGAGGCGUGGAGUUUAUCUUCGAACAAUGUAGCAAGCCCUACCACAUCCGCUGGCAGAACGGCACCUUCUGGGCCAAUUGCGCCGGCGACGUGAUCACCGAUCUUCUUAUCCUCUCAAUCCCCACCCUCAUCGUCUGGAAUGUCCGAAUCUCCCUCACGAAGAAACUAAUCCUCCUCGGCAUUUUCGCCGCGAGCAUGGUCAUCGUGGCCGUGGCCAUUAUCCGCGUCGUCACCAACCAUGCCCUCGACCACAACAUGGAUAUGACCUGGCUGUGGAUGUGGAGUUUCAUUGAGAUGGGCACCGCGAUCAUGAUUUCCUGCGUCGCCUCCUUCCGCCAGCUCUUCGUCACCUCCCAGAACCAGCACUUAUACGGCCACUCCGCCUAUCAUCCGGGCAAUCCCUUGCUCACAGCCCUGCGGCUACGGCAGGCCAGAUCCCAGGCUGCCGGCAAUAAAAGCUGGCGCGGGUACGAUAGCGGCUCCCACAAGAGCGAGACGGCUUUCGUGGCGGUGGAACAGGUGCAGUCUCGGGAGCAGGGUGAGAUUGCUAGCAUCCGAACGGAGAGUGAUGCAGGUAGAGGGCGGUUUAUCGAGCAUGUCACUGUAUAG
Aspergillus aculeatinus CBS 121060 is the source of this 1104-nucleotide messenger RNA. RefSeq lists its product as uncharacterized. The record is from RefSeq and is a predicted model, not a curated record. NCBI's taxonomy places the organism in Eukaryota, Fungi, Ascomycota, Eurotiomycetes, Eurotiales, Aspergillaceae. The transcript has 5 exons. Bases 1 to 1104 code for a protein of 367 amino acids.